AUGAACAGGGAGUGUCUGUUCCCAUAUUACACGCCCCAGAGCGGCUCCAGUGCGGGCAAACUGCAGCGACAGCUGGACAAGGGAGAAUACAGCAUCUUCAAGCACGCAUCAGUGUUUGAGAGUGACUUUAUUCAGAUCACGAAAAGAGGAGAAGUGAUUGACGUGCACAACCAUAUCCGCAUGGUGACCAUGGGCAUCGCAUCCACCAGCCCCACUCUUCCACGACCAGAUGUCAUGCUGCUGGCCCGCCCGGCCACCGGCCUGGAAGAGCAUGCCGGGCGCGGCAAAGUCACCAAGGGAAAAAGACGUACGGCUGCAAAGACCUUGGAGCUCACGAGGCUCCUUCCCUUGAAGUUUGUGCAGAUCUCCAUCCAUGACCAUGAGAAGCAACAGCUGUGCCUGAAGUUCAGCACUGGCCGCUCCUGCUACCUGCAGCUGUGUCCCCCUCCAGAGGAUAUGGAAGACCUAUUUACCUGCUGGGAAAACCUCAUUCACCUCCUGCGACCACCAGUGGACAAGAACAAUAUUUCUACCACUCCUGCCAGGAACGUGACGUGCGUGCCUAUUUCGAAGGAAGAGGCCAGGAAGAGCCUGGCAGUGGCUAGUUUCCAAGGGAAAGAAUAUCAGGAUCAGAUCAGCACCGGAAGCCUCUCUGAGGUGGCUGGGGCCACCUCUGCAGCUUUUGCUGGGGGGCAGGGUGUCCAAUAUGACUCUCACAUAUUCACUGCCACCCCAAACACAGAACCUACAGAGCUUGACAAAGUGUCAGCUACAGAGGUGGCAGCAGGCACCACAGCAGGUGUUCUGAGCACGGACAUCACCCAGUCUGCUGUCCCUGGACAACUAAGCAUGGCCAUAGAGGGAGCAGCCACCAAGGAUCCAGGGGGAAGCAAAACCAGCAUAGCCAUUGCAGGGGUUGCCAACGUGUCCCCCAAGAGCAUUAAAAUGGCCUUGGCAGGUGCUGCAAACAAGUCCUCAGAGUGUCCCUCCAACACCAGCCUCUCCCCAAAGACCAGCAUGAUUGUUGUGAUGGCAAAAGCAGAACCCACCAGCAAGACUGUUGGAGAAAUAGCUAACGAUCGUGCCGCAGAACCUCUCAUCUCAACCUUGCCCAAGGAAGGCAGUGUGAGUGGACAGGUCGGGAGGCAGCAACGAGUGUCCCCCGCCAGGGCUGAAGCCCACAGCAGCAGAAGGGACAGAGCUCUCAGGAGUUCCCAUCACCGCAGGGCAAUUGACAACUGCCACAAGCCAGGGGGUUACAAGAUACUCCAAAAACCACCUGGCUGGUCCUUAGCCGGGCAGAGACAUGACGAAAAGGAGAAAAGUCUCAGCGGCCCAGGGGGCAGCAGGCCUGUCACCACGCACAAAGGCAUCAGCCACGCUCCCAUCACCAAGGACUCGAGGACUUCUCACAAAUCAGGGAGGAGCUUGUCCACAGGUAGUUCAGGUUCCACGACCAGGAGACUCAGCAGGAUCAGCUCUUUCUUGAGGAACAUUAAGACCAAUCUUACUACAAAAACAGUGGCCUCACCCCGCAGUAAGGAUGUGGACUGUUUGGCUAAGACCGUGGGGAGGAACAACAUGGAGGGCAUUCUAGAGACAGAAGAGAGUGUCCAGGGACUGGAGAUGAUUGAUAAUACAUCUGAGAUCAUGAAGACAGUGACCUUUGAGCAACUGGAAGUUGCAGAGGGGACUGGGGCUCAGGCUGAAGCCUUCCUCUACCACUUCCAGGAGCUGGAAAGCUGGAGCCCGAUUGCAUGA
Molecule: messenger RNA, 1761 nt
Organism: Molossus molossus (Pallas's mastiff bat)
Lineage: Eukaryota; Metazoa; Chordata; Mammalia; Chiroptera; Molossidae
Gene: GARIN4
Product: family with sequence similarity 71 member A
Exons: 2
Coding region: 1-1761 (586 amino acids)
Cellular component (GO): nucleus
Source: RefSeq, a predicted model, not a curated record